AUGCGCAAGAUAGCGGCAAAGGCCAAGCAGGUUGCCUCUGGCAGCCCGUGGUACGGCUCUGACCGUGUGCUCUACCUCAGUCCGCUUUCUGGCGAGCCCCCGAGCUACCUCACCGGUGAGUUCCCUGAUGACUACGGCUGGGACACUGCUGGGUUAUCGGCUGACCCCGAGACCUUCGCCAAGAACCGUGAGCUGGAGGUCGUGCUCAUGGGCGCCGUCGAGGGUUACCGCAUUGCUGGCGGACCACUCGGUGAGAUCGUCGACCCGCUCUACCCGGGUGGCAGCUUCGACCCGCUUGGCCUUGCCGACGACCCCGAGGCAUUCGCCGAGCUCAAGGUUAAGGAGAUCAAGAACGGUUGCCUUGCCAUGUUCUCCAUGUUCGGUUUCUUUGUGCAAGCCAUCGUCACUGGCAAGGGUCCACUCGAGAACCUCGCUGACCACCUCUCUGACCCUGUCAACAAUAAUGCUUGGGCAUUCGCCACCAACUUUGUUCCUGGGAAAUAA
Triticum turgidum subsp. durum (durum wheat) is the source of this 504-nucleotide messenger RNA. The record is from the annotation of a GenBank genome assembly. NCBI's taxonomy places the organism in Eukaryota, Viridiplantae, Streptophyta, Magnoliopsida, Poales, Poaceae.